Molecule: messenger RNA, 969 nt
Organism: Penaeus indicus
Lineage: Eukaryota; Metazoa; Arthropoda; Malacostraca; Decapoda; Penaeidae
Product: diencephalon/mesencephalon homeobox protein 1-like
Exons: 4
Coding region: 1-969 (322 amino acids)
Biological process (GO): regulation of transcription by RNA polymerase II
Molecular function (GO): RNA polymerase II transcription regulatory region sequence-specific DNA binding; DNA-binding transcription factor activity, RNA polymerase II-specific
Source: RefSeq, a predicted model, not a curated record
AUGAGAGCACUAAUCCUUAAAAACUGGAGCGUAGUACUGCCGAGCCGCUGGAGUGGCGGCCAUUGUCUCGUGGACGAGGCCAUUGUCACACGGGGGAGGGCAGUCUCGAGGGCCAUCAGCGAGCGGGAGGCGAAGAAAUGUUGCUACAUGUUUGGGGAUGCAAUUAUGGAAGCAGGUGAUUUGGCCUCGCAUGUCAAAAGCACAGACAUGCGGGCAGGCGGGCGUGGGUGCGAGGAAGGCUCUGAGCGGCAGGGGGCAGCAGCGCCGGCGACGGGGCCUGCGGGCAAGAGGAAGCGCCGGCACCGCACCAUCUUCACGGAGGACCAGCUGGAGGAGCUCGAGCAGACCUUCCAGAGAACGCAUUACCCGGACGUCCUUCUGAGGGAGCAGCUCGCCCUCAAGGUCGAUCUCAUGGAGGAGAGGGUCGAGGUAUGGUUCAAGAACCGCCGAGCCAAAUGGCGGAAGCAAAGGCGAGACAUGCAGCAGCAACAACAGCAACCACAACAACAACAACAACAGCACUUCCCAGAAAGCAAAGACCACAAGAUAGAGGUGAAAGUCGUCGUGGUCGACCAAGAAAGCGUGGCCGAGACCUCGCACCUCCCAAGCGCCGACGAGGUUAAACCGGGUCUUCCUCAACACGGCGAAAAACGGGUCGACCUCCAACAUCGGCCGGUCUCGUCAGACGCGAACAACCCAAGAGUCGAUUCGCAUCCGGAUCAGAACCAUCGGGAGAGUCAGAAGUUUAGUCGUUAUUCCGGCCCGAGUGUCAGCGUUAAUGAGUACCUUGAGAACGCCGUCAAGUCCUAUUGCGAAAACGGGAGUCGCUUUCCGCUGCAGACUGAGAAGUUCUGUGGCAGCGCAAGACUGACUCCGCGGCUGCCCGUUGACUGCCGCGUCAGCCGAGGCAGCGAUGACGUCACUUCACUGGUUGACUCUUCUGACUCUGAAAUCAAGAGUCAGGAGUGA